AUGAAUGAACUAGUAGGGUGAUUGUAACAUUGACUGACGGACUGGCUGACAGUUUGUUCAACUCACUGGCAGACAGACGUUCAAUGUUCAUGGUUUCAAUAGAUUUAAUGAGCAUUUGUUAAACGAAUAAACAUACAGAUGAGAGCAGUUACUCACUCAUACGUAAAGUGUAUUUAUUGUAUGUGUGCGUUGUGUAUUUGUAUCUGAAAGAAUCAUAAUUUUUUUUCAAAAAUACUUUAUACGCAUUUCAUUUAUUCGCCUGAAACGUUGUUGUCAUCCAUCUAGCCAACGUCCGUACCGUACGUAGUAAAAAUUCGUAAUAGAAAUAGAAGUGCUUACUAGUAAUACGUAGUUGGAGUACGUUCUUUACAAUGAUUUUUAUUGCGCAGGUUGUUGUUGUUGCGUUUCCCUAGAAAUCCAACAAUAUACAAUACACAAGAUUUUUGUUAAAAUUUUGUUUCUUCCUACUGUUUUUGUCAUUAUUUUAUAUUUUGUGUGAAAAGAAGUUACAAAAGUUCUUGAACAUAUAGAGAAAAAACUGUAAAAAAAAUCAAUGAUUAAAUGUGAAAAUUAAAUUAAAAAAAGUGUUUGAAUUAAUUUAAAUAAAUACAUAUACAAAAGAAAUACGAUUACAAGUAAUUGGAAUAAAUUUGCAUUUAUUAAAAAUGAAAAUAUUUUAAACUAUAGUAAAAAAAGAAACUGAAAACAUUUUCUUUUCAAACGGAUGCCAGCAAUAUCCACAAACCUGUAUUGUUCCUGAUACUUUACAUCAAACGUCAAAGAACCCAAUAAAGAAAAAUGGAUAAAAUAAAAACAACUCACAAGUUGGAAGCACUAAGUAACCCUCAGCUAACAUACAAAAUGAACAAUAUGCUGGACAUGGCCAAUGCUUUGGAGUGUGAAGAGCAGCAGCAGCAGCAGGAGAAAAAGCACAACUUUUUGUGGAACAAUUUGCCCAAUGAAUUGUUGAUACAUAUCUUUAAAUAUUUGCCUCAUAGUGAUUUACAGCAGAUACGCUUAGUUUGCAAACGUUGGCAUGAUUUGACCCAACUGCCCGAAUUUAUGGGAAAAUCCAAAUUAAUCAUUAAUCGUGACAACAUGGCCACUCUGCACGAUUGCUUGGCCAAUGAUGAGGAGUUGGCUAGGAGACUGUCGUAUGAUACUUUGGAAUUACAUGGUCUGGAAUUAAGUGAUGAUUUGCAAUUGAUUUUGAAAGCACUGGGAACAAACAUACACAAACUGCGCCUGUACAAAUCACCGGUAUUCGCCAUUUUGAAUGAGUGUCUGCCGGAUUUGGAGGAAUUGAUUGUCACCCAUAUACCCACCGUACAAAGUGAUAACACAUUUUCGGUUAAUUUAAGUAAAUUUCGAAAUUUCAAAUCAUUAGAUAUAAGCUGCAGUAAUGUGACCACUUACAUCAAGACCCACAUGAUAUUAAAUUUGACCAGAGAGUUAUCGCUGGUAAUGGAAAAACUUUGUAUAGAAUUGAAUCGGGAACAUGAAGAACUGCUGAUAUAUACUUUACAAUUUCAUAGCAAUUCUUUGAGGCAUUUGGAGAUUAUAUUAAGAUCAAAUCCUGUAAUGAUUUCAAAAUGGAAACAGGUGUUUGUAUUGUUUAAAAACUUGGAAACUUUAAAAAUUACGGGAGUUUCCUGCUAUCAAUGGUUAAAAGAGAUUAUGGAGUGUUUGCCCAAGGAAGCUCCUCUACAACAUUGUGACUUAAGCGGUGGUCUGCAAGUGGAUGAUGCUUUAUUAAAACUCAUAAUUCACAAAUGGCCCGAGACUUUGGAAAAUAUGGAAUUGAUGUUUUGUAAUUUAUUAACAGAUGAGGGUGUCAAACAUUUUGGUUUACUACGCCAUACACUGCGCUCUUUAAACAUAUCCCACUGCUCUAAAGUAACGGCUAAAGGUUUGCUGCAGGGUUUGGCGUCACAAACUAAUAACACUCUUAAAACCCUGGUACUCAAUGAUAUGGCCGAUAUGGAUGUAGAGUCGGUGAGACUAUUGGCUCAACGUUUACCUAAUCUGAACUAUUUAAGUUUGGAAAAUUGUCGUGAAUCUGUUACAGACUCUACAUUAGAAUGCAUCUUUCGUUAUCAACUAAAACUGCAGCAUUUAAUAUUAGACGACUGUAUACGCAUUACCGAUGAAGGUCUUUUGGGUUUCGGAGUUCAAGCCGCCCCCAUUAGCAACCUUAGGGGUUUACAAUCUCUCAGCUUAAGGGGCUGUCGUAAUCUCUCCAAUCGUGCUCUUAUAAAAGGUUUAAAAUUUACCGAAUUACGUAAAUUAGUUUUAGGCUAUUGUCACAAAAUUUCUUCCAUGGGCAUAGAGGAAUUGGUGGAAAAUUGUCCUGCCCUUGAAGACUUAACCAUAUCUAGCUGCCUAAUGAUAGAUGACGAUGCCAUGCUGCAUAUUGCCCAAGGACUGCCACGUCUCAGACGCCUUAAUGUUAGCAAUUGUAUUAAUUUAACUGGCAAAUCUAUAGAUUACGUAGUCGAACUAUGUAAGUCUUUGAAAGAACUUUCCAUGUGCGGCAUUGAUUCGUUGGAAAUCCAGGAGGUACAAGAAAAGUUCCUACAACUGAAACCUCAAAUUUUGGAAUUGAAUUUAUAGUUACAAGUUCAUUAUAACAUACGUAUACAAUAUAGAGGCAUAAAUCCCCAACCGAAACCGAGAGACUUUUUCUAAAAUUUGUAUGUUUGUUUAGGCCUCUAACUACAGUCUCUCGUUUUAUUAUUGUUUUAGAUAUUUUGACAGAACUGUGUUUUAUUUUUUAAAAAAUAUUCUUAUUCGUAGUAAUAUUUGUAAAUUGUUUUAUUAGAUCUAAUUUAAUGAUCAAUCAUGAAUUGUUUUAUUUUAUAAGGUGUAAAUAAUAAAUUUAAGUUGAUUUUGUUUAAAGUUUAUCUUGGAUUUCGAAAUUGAUAUAUCUAGAAGUAAAAAUACUACAGAUUAUAUAUAGAUAAUUAUAGAUCCCUUUCAAAAUACUAUAACUUAAUUAGAUCACUGUUACAAUUCCUUUAAGGUAUUAAUGAGAAUUUUCUAGGUUAUGAAAUCUAUUCACUGGUCAGUUUCACUUCCAAGAUCUUCUUUAUUAAUAUAUUUAUUAAUUAUUCAAAAUUAUUUGUGCAAUAUUAUUAUAUUUAAUCAAAUAAAUAAUAGUUAAAUGUGUACCAAAAUAAAAAAUAACAUUUAUAAAAGACAAUAUUUAAUCCGUACCAAUAACACCGUAUUUAACAAUAAUCCUACUUUUAUAUACUUAUAUAUUUAAUGAAAUCUAUAUAUAAAUAUAUAUUUUUAUUCAUAAUCAAAAUUACUUAACAUUUUUUUUAAGAAUAAUUAUUUAAAUCAAUCAAUACGUAUAUGUAAUCUUUAAGAUAUUUUAUGUACAAUUUAUAAAUCCAAUAAAAAAAACAAAUAUAUAUUAAAAGUAUAAUAAACGUAGUUAUAUGGACUGUUAUAC
Lucilia sericata (common green bottle fly) is the source of this 3460-nucleotide messenger RNA. Its product is annotated as SCF E3 ubiquitin ligase complex F-box protein pof2. Gene Ontology annotation, cellular component: SCF ubiquitin ligase complex. Lineage: Eukaryota; Metazoa; Arthropoda; Insecta; Diptera; Calliphoridae. The coding region runs from base 799 to 2613 and encodes 604 amino acids. Gene Ontology annotation, biological process: SCF-dependent proteasomal ubiquitin-dependent protein catabolic process. The transcript has 2 exons. Gene Ontology annotation, molecular function: protein binding. The record is from RefSeq and is a predicted model, not a curated record.